Messenger RNA from Oldenlandia corymbosa var. corymbosa, 1608 nucleotides. The record is from the annotation of a GenBank genome assembly. NCBI's taxonomy places the organism in Eukaryota, Viridiplantae, Streptophyta, Magnoliopsida, Gentianales, Rubiaceae.
AUGGCUUCCAAGGCCAUCGCUUACUUAGCUCUUUUUUUACUUCUAAACCUUCUCUUCUUCACUCUAGUACUUAGUGAAUGUGAGGAUUGCCCGAAGUCGAAAUCAACACUAGACAAAAAAGAAAAGCCAAAGCCUCCAGAAACAAAGCCAAAGGAAAAGCCAAAACCAGAACCAAAGCCAAAAGAAAAGCCUAAGCCUCCUGAACCAAAGCCAAAGGAAAAGCCGAAGCCCGAACCUAAGCCAAAACAAAAGCCUAAUAAGCCUGAACCAAAGCCAAAGCACAAAUGUUUACCCAAUCCUCCGGGACAUAAUAAGCAUCCCAAAUGUCUCCCUGAAACUCCCGGACAGGACUCUCCCAAACCACCAUCUCCUAAACCUAAGUCAACACCACCCAAGCCACCGGCUCCAAGUCCUAAAUCGAAGCCGCAGGUUCCAAAACCUAAAUCUCCCAAGCCACGUCCGAAACCUAUAUCUAAGCCACCACCUCCAAAACCUAAAUCUAAACCACCACCUAAGCCUGUAAAUCCUCGUCCGCCUCCUCCUAGACGCGUAUCUCCUCCUCCAACACCUAUAACACAACCACCGCUACCUCCUACGCUCGUAACUCCUCCGCCAACACCUAUAACACAACCGCCACCACCUCCUAUACUUGAAACUCCUCCUCCUACGCCUUUAACACAGCCCCCACCACCUCCUACGCUUGAAACUCCUCCUCCUACGCCUAUAACACAAACGCCACCACCUCCUACCCUUGAAAGUCCUCCUCCUACGCCUAUAACACAACCACUGCCACCUCCUAUGCUUGAAAGUCCUCCUCCUAUGCCUAUAACACAACCGCCACCACCUCCUAUGCUUGAAACUCCUCCUCCUACGCCCAUAACACAACCGCGGCCACCUCCUGCACUUGUAACUCCUCCUCCAACACCUAUAACACAACCGCCGCCACCUCCUAUGCUUGAAACUCCUCAUCCUACGCCCAUAACACAACCGCAGACACCUCCUACGCUUGUAAUUCCUUCUCCUCCUCCAUCUCCUCCGGUAACUCCCCCUCCUUCUGCACCUUCAACUCCUCCUCCUCCACCACCUCUUCCAAAUUUGACUCCACCACCUCCACCUGCAACUUCAACUCCUCCUCCUCCACCACCUCUUUCAAAUGUAACUCUUCCUCCUCCUCCUGCACCUUUAACUACUCCACCACCACCUCCAUCAAAUAUAACCCUUCCUCCGCCGCCUCCUAAAUUGGUAACUUCUCCUUCACCGCCACCCCCUACACCGGUAACCCUUCAUCCACCGCAGCCUCCUCCGACAUCGGCAAUCGCUCCUCCACCUCCGGCUCCGGCACCAAUUGCUCCUCAAGGAGGCACUUGCCCAGGGGAUUUUAAACCUUGCAAACGUCUCCUAGAUUUCUUCCCUUAUGAACCCAGAGAUCCAUGCUGCUCUCUUUUCUAUGACCUUUCUGACGCCCAAGCAGCUAAUUGUAUUUGCAGUGCUGCCAAGUCAGGAGCUUUUAACAAUAUUACCGUUCCUUUUAAUGACAAGACUAUUUUCCCGCUUGUGAUAUUUGAUGCUUGUCAGAGGAUGGUUCCAGCAGGGUUCCGAUGUGCAUGA